CUUAAACACUGGCGUUGUUUUAUUGCAAUAAAGGAGUGGCUUACUAUUGUUUGAGAAAAUCAUAAACAUGUAUAAAUAAAGAUGGCAUGUUUUUGUGUGUCAUAUUAGUAACUAAGGACCUGGAAUUUCAUGAGCAACAUAACUGGAGCUGUCUAACUAUAGUUCACUCAACCAAGGAUUGGUUAGUUUGUUAGGAGGUUUGCUGCGAACAUUAUAAUUACACUCACGCUUGUAAAGAAUGACAAGGUUUAGACUUUUUGUAUAUAUUUGAUAGGAAAUUAAUGAAAUAAUCAUGUGUCAGUUUUACCUUCAGGAUGACAAGGCAUAAGUCAAUUUCCUUGCAAGCAAACUCACCUAACGUUUGGUGAAGAUACUUUUGAGAAUGAUCUCUAAAAUAUUUCAAUAAAUUAGGACAUUUUCCGUGACGAUCUUAUUUUGAUUUGGUUUCAAAAAGAUUGGGUGUUACUUGAAAGCGUCCGGAAGAUAACAAUACGAUAUAAACACAAAAGAUACGUUCAUAGAUUUACAGAUACCACAGUCUAUUGAAUACUUAGAAAAAAAUUACCGACGUUUAUUCUAUUUUAUAAUGAUACAACCAUGAAGCUGAAAUCAAAUGACUUUUCAUAUAUAUACCAAUGGUAACUGAGCGGGAAAUGAUGAGCCACAGAAUCCAAAAAUAUGGAAAACGUUUCCUUGCGAUUAUAUAAUUUUCUAAGCAACAAACUUGGAACCGAAGAUACGGUGAGAGCACGGCGGACUAAUUAUAUAACACACAAUUAUUUGAGUAAAACAGAAACGCACAGACAGGUCACUUGUGGAAGUAAAGGAGAAGGUCUUGACAUGAAGGGCAGUGACACGGACAUAGUUACCUUAUUUAAUCAUAUACACAUUGUUGAACACCACAAUAAUAAUAAUAUCGGUUCUAAUACAUUUGUCAUGAGGACUUGUGAUACCAGACCCGGCUUUGCACAGUUAGGGUUGUGCAGUAGUUAUGAAUAUACAGAUGUUUGGUGCAAAAAAAUAGGAAUAAAUUUUGUUCUUUCUAGUAGAAAACUAAUGCAGAAGUUACUUAAUCUUAACAGAGAUAGUGCUGUAUGCACCAUUGACCGUCUACAUGGGCCAUGCAUGUCUACAAAUAAUAAAACACAUGACUUUACUGUGGGUAUAAAGUGCAAAUCCUUCAUUCAACAAGCGCAGGAAUGGGUAAGAAGAAAACGAUGUUGCCAACGGAAGCACUAAAAAACAAAAUUGUUAAUAGUGGAGUAUGGUUUGUCCCGAUAGGCUACAAGCUAUCGCAAAAUGAAGAUAUAGAAUGGCGAGCCGCGUUCACGGUAGCUGAAAUACUUCUUGUGUUUUCUUUUACUCAUACUCAGCUUCUGGUUUAUGCACUUUUAAAAAUAAUAUUAAAAGACGUAAUCGAAAAAAAUCUGAAACUUAAAAAGCUUUUAUGUUCGUAUUUUUUAAAGACCGUUGUUUUCUGGAUAUCAGAAGAAAUUGAUGUUACAGAAUGGACACCGCAUAAUUUUAUGAAUUGCUUUCUAGAAUGCUUAAAACGACUUGAAUACUAUGUAAAACACGAUAUCUUGCCGCAUUAUUUUAUAACUGAAAGGAAUGUGCUUGAACAUAGAAUCACUUUACCAGAAUGGAGGAAUUUGAAAAUAUCAAUAAUUCAGUUGUAUAAAAAUUGCCCUGCAUGUCUUGCUUCGUCACGUUUUAUGUCUGUUUUUUUCCUUGCGCCUCUAUAUGUAAAUAUAUCACAAAACAUUUUGCCUGCAUUUAGUGAAACGGACAUGGUAGACUGUUCUAAAUGUUUUGCCAAUCUUACCAAGCUUAAUGAACUGAGAUUUAUGCUUAUGUGAGGUCAGCCCACCCUUACAAACAUACUUACACCUAGACAGGUGUUGGUUAAUAGUUUAGAUCUGCUCAAACGAAAACACGAUCGGUUUAUAUUCAGUUGUGUAUUCAGUACGUUGUGUCGUAAUAUCAGUACAGGGAUUACCUGUCAGUAUGUCACUCAGGGUGGUAAUAAACUACAUUACCAACAUUUAAAAGAGAUGUUACCCUUUGUUAUAAUGGGAGUACGUAGUGAUGGCGUAUCAGGAUGGAAUGUUUUAGCUACAUACUAUUAUUGUGUUAGUGAAUAUUCAGGUUCACUAAAAAUCACUGACUACGUGUUAUCAAAAUUUAAGGAUGAUAAACAAGAGAAACUUUAUUACACUGAGGAUAAGUUUACUGUCGACUAUUUACCACGUCUAUGUCAUGAUGUUGAUUUAAGCACAAUUUACAUAUCUAAUACAAUGGAGACGAACGAUUUUAAACGUAACUCGUUUUUAAUUCCCGAUGAAAUGAAACAUGAAGUAGCAUACAAAGGAUAUAUCCAGAAACCUCCGAUUGUGUAUGCUUUAUUUUUACGUUUCAUGUGUUUACUAAAGUUAAAGCACACUCAAAAAUGUUCAGAGUCUUUAAAUGAUAUAAAAGUAUUCAUUAAAACCGAUAAAUAUAUUGGUAAUCACAUCUUGAAAGCAGAAUGUUACACCCUUCUUGGUAUUGCGUGUUAUCUGAAAGGUGAUUUGACAGAAGCAGGAAAUUGUCACAAAAAAGCUUUGGCAUUGAACGGUUCUAAGCAGUUUAAAUAUCUAAAAAUGAUAGACAAUAUACGAAAAGAAUAUGAAAUGAAAACAAAAUAUUGAACUAUACAUGAUCGCAUCUUCGCUAGGCAAGGGUUACGAUCCAUUCAACACAUCUCCACCCUUAGCGGAUUGAGAUAGAAUUUCGGAUCAACGAGUAAAUUUGUCGCACUUGUAACUGGCUGUAUCCAAUCAAACCCUUAGGAAUAUAUGGGCAUGUACACUUAUGGUAUUUCUACUCUUGCUAGCAAUGUUUUUGUUUAUAGUUUUGUGUUUUCAACAGUUGAGCUAUUAAAAAAAUGCAGAGAAGAGGACAUCAAACCGAAAAGGUGUAAUAAAAGCCAUUAUUUGAUCCUGAUAUUGCAGAAAUAAUAAAAUUAAUAAACUUAUUAACAUGCCAAAAACUGUUGGAAAACUUUCCCAUGUCAGAACUUUCUCCAUAUAUAGAAUAGCAUCCUUUAUAUACUGCUGAUGGUCUUUCCCUAGUGAUGGCUAGAGAUCUUGGAAAUAAAAUAUCUAUGUCGGCGGUAAAAAGUAGAUGGUCAGUAGAUGACCUGUGUUGUCUAGUAUGUGAAGGAUAUGAUUGCUAACAUAAGCACCUUAAAAUUGUCAAAUGGCGCGGUAAUUACUGACACUGGGUUGAAAGGUCUUCGAUGAUCGUUUAUAGAAGCACAUCCUUCGUAAAUAUUGAUCCUAACAUCACCACUCUUGGAUUAUAAAUUUCUGUAUCACUAAAAUAUUCCCUUUUGCAUGUUUUCUUUUAAAUAAAAACAACACUUUAUUAAUUUCAUGCGUCCAAAGCGUUUUUCUGGAUUUACCUUCCUUAGUAACGCUCAAAGCCGAAUAAUUGAAAGCCAAGGAUGUAUAACAACCGAGAUAGUUAAAGAGCUUUAUGACCAAAAAGCACCUAAAAAUAAUAUCCAAAUCUAUCUAAGUUCAACUUUGCCCGACGGAGUUGAAACCUUAGUUUAUUCACAUUUUUUUUUAAUUUAUGAACAGACAAUUUUAGAAAGGUUUAUUAUAAAUUAUGUCAAUACCAAAGUACUGAGAUGAUGAUACCCUCGGGGACUGAUAGUCCACCAGCAGUGGUAUCGAUACAAUGCUGUGAAAAAUGAAACACCACUUUAAUUAUAAUUUUCAUGCGUCCAAAUCGCUUUUCUGGUCUGACCUUCAUCAGGAACGCUGAAAGCCGAAUAUUAGGGGGAAAUCUGACAUCGUUCAACAUCAAGGGAUUCAGACGUGAUUUAUUAAAUUAUUCAGUUAAUAGUCGUUCUACCGAUUAUCUGACGAUGUUCAAUUCUAAAAGGUUUAUCACAAGUACUGCCAAUUUCCAUUAUUUAUGGUGAGACCUCGUGAUUUGUUGUCUUAUUGUUUUGUUUUCUUAAACGGAAGAUUUCAUCCAACAGCUCAUCACUCUAGUAGCUUCCUGUAGUAUUUAAAAAAUGCUUUACCCUGAUUUCAAAAUUUGCUUUCCUUGUUCAAUUUACGCAAUAGUAGUUUACUAAUGUUCAAAUCUGAUAAAUCGAUGAUAACGAAAUAAAAAUAACAAAUCAUAAUUUGAAUCGUUGCAUGCUUCAAUAUGAAAGACGAAAAGUUACAUUUGUAUCGAAAUCAAAUAGUACACCGGAUUGAUUAAAAAAAAACAUAUGAUAAAAUUUCCUUGUGCAAACUGGAUUUUCCAAUAAAAAUAUUUACCUGUUUCGUAGAAGUUUAUAAACUGAAAUGAAUAUAAAUAGAGGUUUUAACACUGGCGUCGUUUUAUAUCAGUGGAGAGUGGCUUUCUAUUGCUUGCGGAAAUUAUAAACAUGUAUAAUAAAGAAUGAUAUAUUUUCCUGUGUAAUAUUAGUAAACAAGGGCCUGGAAUUUGACGAAAAACACAAUAGGAGCUGUCUGACAACAUUUCAGUAACUCAAAAGAAUCCGGUCCUAAAAUAUGGAAAACCGGUCAUUGCGAUUAUAUAUUUUUCUAAGUGACAAACUGGGAACCGAAGGUACAGUGAGAACAAGGCGAACUUAUUAUAUAACACACAAUUGUUUGACCAAAACAAAAACACACACGCCGUUUUUCUGUGGAAGUAGAGCAGAAGGUCUUGACAUGAAGGGCAGUGACACUGACAAAGUUAUCUUACUUAAUGAUAUACAUAUUGUUGAAAAGUCCAACAAUGAUAUCGGUUCUAAUACAUUUGUCAUGAGGACUUGUGAUACCAGACCGGGUUUUGCACAGUUAGAGUUGUGUAGUAGUUACGAAUAUACUGAUGUGUGGUGUAAGAAAAUAGGACAUAAAUUCUUUCUUUCUAGUAGUAAAAUGAAGCAGAAAUUACUGUCUUUAAACGAAAAUAAUGUGGUAUGUACUCUUAACACUCUACAUGGAUCAUGUGUUUCUACAGUCAAUGAAACACAUGACUGUACUGUAGGUUUAAAGUGCAAAUCCUUCAUUAAACAAGCGCAAGAUUGGGUAAGAAGACAGCGAUGUUGGCCAUCAGAAGCAUUAAAAAAAAAAAUUAUUGAUAGUGGGGUAUGGUUUGUCCCGAUAGGCUACAAGCUGUCACCAACUGAAGAUAUAGAAUGGCGAGUCGCGUUUGGCGUCGCUGAAAAACUGCUUGUGUAUUCAUUUACUCAUACUCAGCUUCUAGUUUAUGUUCUUUUGAAAAUAAUUUUAAAAGACGUAAAUGAAAAAAAUCCUAAAUUAAAAGAGCUUCUAUGUUCGUAUUUUUUAAAGACAGUUGUUUUCUGGGUUUCAGAAGAAAUUGCUGUUACAGAAUGGACACCGCAUAAUUUUGAAAAAUUGUUUUUGGAAUGCCUAAAGCGACUUGAAUACUAUGUUAAACAGGAUAUCUUGCCGCAUUAUUUUAUAAAAGAAAGGAAUGUGCUUGAACAAAGAAUCACUUUACCAGAAUGGAGGAAUUUAAAAACAACAAUAGUUCAGUUGUAUAAAAACUACCCUGUUUGUCUUACCUCUUCAAGUUUCAUGUCUGCAUUUUUCUGUUGUCCUCAAUAUGAAAAUAUAUCACAAAACAUUUUGCCUGGAUUAAAUGAAACGGGUAUGGCUGACUAUUCCAAAUGUUCCGACAAUCUUACCAAGCUUAAUGAAGUCAGGUUUUUGCUUCUAUGUGGUCAAGCCAUCCUUACAAACAAACUUACACCUUGGCAAGUGUUAACUAAUAGUUUUGGGCUGCUCAAGCGAAAUCAUGACCGUUUUAUUUUCAGGUGUUUAUUCAGUACGUUGUGUCGUAAUAUUGGUACCCGUUUUACCUAUCAGUAUGUCACCCGCUGUGGUAAUAAAUUACAUUAUCAACAUUUAAAAGAGAUGUUACCCUUCGUUUUAAUGGGAGUACGUAGUGAUGGCAUAUCAGGGUGGAAUGUUUUAGCUACAUACUAUUAUUGUGUAAGUGAAUAUUCAGUUUCACUAAAAAUCACUGACUACGUGUUAUCAAAAUUUAAGGACGGUCAACAAGAGAAACUUUAUUACAGUGAGGAUAAGUUUACCGUCGACAAUUUAGCGAAUCAAACUCACGAUUUUUUUUUAAACUCAAUAUACAUAACUAAUACAAUGGAGCCAAACGAUUUUUCUCGUAACUCGUUUUUAAUUCCUGGUGAAAUGAAACCUGAAGUAGAACACAAGGGAUAUAUCCAGAAGCCGCCGAUUGUGUACACAUUAUUUUUACGUUUCGCGUGUUUACUUAAGUUAGAACAGACGCAAAAAUGUUUAGCGGCUUUAAAUGAAAUGAAAACAUUCAUUGAAAGCAAUAACUAUAUUGGAAAUCACGUCAUGAAAGCAGAGUGUUACACCCUUCUGGGUAUUGGGUGCUAUCUGAUAGGUGAUUUGACCGAAGCAGGAAGAUGCCACAGAAAAGCUUUGACAUUAGAUCGUUUAAAGCAAAUGAAAUAUCUUAAAAUGAUAAACAGAAUAAGAUAAACAACAUUAUUUUAUACAUUACUCUGCUAGUAACCGAUCGAACACCGUUAGGAGUAUAUUGUUAUGUAAACUCAUGGUAUUUCUGCUCUUUUUAGAAAGCAAUGUUGUUGUUGGUUUUUUUUUUUUUUUUUUUUUUAAUAAUUAAAUUAAGUUCUUGGAGGAAAUCUAAAUGAAAAGGGUAUAAAAUCCAUUAUUUUGUCCUGUAAUUGCAAAAAUAUCUUACAGUAUUAUGUUUAUUUUAGUGAUAAAGGAUAAUGAUAAUAUAAUAGCAUUUGAGAUGUCACUGUGAAAUCAUUUACAUGUCACCAUUCACAUAUUUGAACAAAAUGGCAUUUUUGCGACUAGUAGUUUUAUGGGUAAAUCAACUGUCUUACUUCAAAAGAUGUUUCACGUUCAAAACCCUUUCAAUAGAAACUUUGCGGCAAAAAUCUUUUUAGUGAGGCUGUUGUUCACUUCUAAUAUGACCGAAAAUAUCUGAAAUCGAGACUUUGGAAAGACUCUAUAUAAUUUGGCAUACUGUGACACCCUUGUGUCUUGUUGACAUCUGGAUGAUAUUAUUUUAUAGAUUUUCAGUACUUUGUAAUAUUCUAAUUAAAUGGGCCAAAAGGUGAACUUAUCGUUCUUUCGCUUUUAUUUAUAUGAAAUAUGCUAACAGAGAUUUACCAUUUAUGAGGCGCGGAUUUAAUCAAAGUUAUUGCAUUUAAGGAGAUCCUGAAAUAUUUCAGUACCUCCAUAAUCUGAAUUCCGGCUAUUCAUUAAUCAUCAAGGACCUCCUGAAAUAUUUUAGAACCUCCGUCAUUCGAUUGUAGUAUAUCCUGAAAUAUUUCAGGACCUACAUGAUUCUAUUUUAGUAUAUCCUGAAAUAGUUUAGGACCUCCACAAAUAAUCGGUCAGAAUUGCUUUAUUUUAGGAGGUCGUUGUAUAUUUCAGGAUAUACUUAAUUUUCAUGAAGCUUCAUAAUCAUAUAUUUCAGGACUUAAAAUUCAAUUUCCGGAUACUAGUAUUCCUUAAUCAUUUUUGGAGGUCCACAACUAUUUCGGGACCUCUUCAGCUUGAUUUCAGGAUAUCCUUAUAUCGUUGGACUAAAUCCGCGCCUCAUCAUAAUCACUAGCUGCUAAAAUAAAGAAACAAGUUUAGUUAGUGCCCAUAGUGACAGCACUUAUAACAUUAAUAUUCAUAUUGAUGACAUGUAAUGGAUAACAUAUAUUUACUCAAUACGUAAGACAUGUUUUAAUUUGUUAAGAGGAGUCUAUACUAAUGCCAAAAAGCAGAUAUCACACAAAACAGAUAUUUGUACAUGUACAACAAUCACUAAUUCCGUAGACAUAUAUAUUUAUGUGUACAUGGUUACAUUUAAACAGAUCGUUUUGACCUUAUAUAUUGUCACGUUUUGUUAAAUUAAAAGUUAAACUUUA
Messenger RNA from Mytilus californianus (California mussel), 7957 nucleotides. RefSeq lists its product as uncharacterized. The transcript is spliced from 5 exons. Bases 4560 to 6542 code for a protein of 660 amino acids. Gene Ontology annotation, molecular function: protein binding. Lineage: Eukaryota; Metazoa; Mollusca; Bivalvia; Mytilida; Mytilidae. The record is from RefSeq and is a predicted model, not a curated record.